UCUCUCCUUUUUUUGUUUCCUCCUCUCCGUCGCGCUCUUGCUGGGGACUUGUGUGAAUGGCAGCCAAUGGGAGGGUUGAGUCCCCCCUCAGCCUCUCGCUCAGCCUCCCUGACAUCCACCACAGCGAGAGAAGUGAUGCAGCGCGACUGAGACGCGCAGUUGGAAGGUGGAACAACGGGGGGAAAAGCUGCAGUGAACGGAUACACUUGACUCCCGACGCGCGCCUCCUUUUUUUUUAUAAAAACCAAAAAAAAAACAACAACGAGCCUUGGUGGGAAAGAAAAGAAAAGAAAUAAACUUCAUUCUCAGGUGCUGUUUGCCGCCCCAUGUGAGUCUGAGGAGACUUUCCUGCUUCACUAGAUUACAGCAUGAAGACUGAUCCGAUACUCUGACCGAAAAAGAAAAAGACACGGACCACUGAAGGGGGCGGUGGAGAAGACAGAAGGUUGUGGCGGCGGCGGUGGUGUUGGUGGUGUGGCCAUGGAUAGAAGGAGAGUUUACGUACUGAUGGUGCUGUGGGUCAUGGCCCACCUCAGCUUUCCGGGGUACGGGCUCAGAGCCCUGCGGAGGACUACAGGGGGGCGGAAGGGGUCCACGGGGCUGACGGGACAGGACGCCAAUGGAGUUCCACUCAGGCGCUCCAAACGAGGUUGGAUGUGGAACCAGUUCUUUUUGUUGGAGGAGUACACCGGCACGGACAUGCAGUACGUCGGGAAGCUUCACUCCGAUUCGGAUCGAGGGGACGGAAGCGUGAGGUACGUCCUCACCGGGGAGGGAGCAGGGUCCCUCUUCAAGAUAGACGAGAAGUCGGGGGACAUCCACGCCACCAAGAGGCUGGACAGGGAGGAGAAGGCCUACUACAUCCUCCACGCCAAGGCCGUCAACCGCUUCACCAACGAGGCGCUGGAGGGUCAGUCCGAGUUCAUCAUCAAGAUCCACGACAUCAACGACAACGAGCCUCGGUUCACCAAGGACGUGUACAUGGCCUCGGUCCCUGAGAUGUCUGACAUCGGCACCUCGGUAAUUCAGGUGACGGCCUUAGACGCCGACGACGCGACGUACGGGAACAGUGCCAGGGUGGUGUACAGCAUCCUGGAGGGCCAGCCAUACUUCUCCGUGGAUCCAGAGACCGGCCUGAUCAAGACGGCCUUGCCCGGCAUGGACCGAGAAGUCAAAGAGAACUACCAGGUCGUGAUCCAGGCCAAAGACAUGGCCGGGCAGAUGGGCGGACUUUCGGGGACGACGACGGUCAGCAUCACCCUCUCCGACGUCAACGACAACCCGCCUCGCUUCAUCAAGACCCUCUACGAGUUCAGGGUGCCCGAGUCCAUCGAGCUCGGGUCCGCGGUGGGACUGAUCCGCGCCAUGGACGCCGACAUCGGAGAGAACGCGGAGAUGGACUACAGGAUCAUCGGGAGCGACGGGCCCGGCAUGUUCGACAUCACCACCAACAGGAGCACGCAGGAAGGCGUCAUCCUGCUGAGGAAGCCUCUCGACUUCGAGAGGAAGCGGCAGUACAGCCUCCGCAUCCAGGUGGAGAACAGCCACAUCAACCCACGCUUCGUGGUGCCCUUCAGGGACGAGGCCAGCGUCAAGAUCAUCGUGGAGGACGUGGACGAGCCGCCGGUGUUCGAGCGAGCCAGCUACGUCAUGGAGGUCAAAGAAGACGCCGCUAGGAACACGGUCAUCGGCUCCGUCAGCGCUUCCGAUCCCGACGACAAGAACAGUCUCAUCAGGUACACUAUCGAUCGACGCACGGACAUGGACAGAGUGUUCAACAUCCAUGCAGGCAACGGGUCAGUGUUCAUCCUCAGGGAGCUGGACAGGGAAGAGAACGCCUGGCACAACAUCUCCGUCAUCGCCACGGAGUUCAACAACCCGCGACAGAUCAGCCGAGUGCCGGUUUAUGUCAGAGUGCUGGACGUCAACGACAACGCUCCGACAUUCGCCAACAAUUACGAGACGUUUGUGUGCGAGAACGCAAAGGCUAAUCAGAGGAUACAAACCGUGAGCGCCUCGGAUCCCGACGAGCCCCUCGGAGGACACCGCUUCUUCUUCAGCCUCGCACAGGAGGCCGCGGGGAAGGCCAACUUCUCCGUCCGUGAUAACAAAGACAACACGGCCUGGAUCCUGACCCGCAGGAACAGCUACAACAGCCUGCAGAAGAGCAUCUACCACGUGCCCGUGGUCAUAUCGGACGGGGAGUUCCCGAUGCAGAGCAGCACCAGCACCCUGACCGUCAGGGUGUGCACCUGCGACCGCGAGGGCAAAAUGAAGCUGUGCAACGCCGAGGCGCUCACGGCGAGGGCGGGCCUCAGCACGGGAGCCCUGGUGGCCAUCCUGCUUUGUGUCAUCAUCCUGCUCAUGAUCGUGGUGCUGUUUGCUGCCCUGAGGAGACAGAGGAAGAAGGAGCCUCUGAUCAUCUCCAAAGAGGAUGUCAGAGACAACGUCGUCAGCUACAAUGAUGAAGGGGGCGGAGAGGAGGACACCCAGGCCUUUGAUAUCGGCACGCUGCGCAACCCGGAGGCCAUCGAGGAGAGCAAACAGCGGAGGGACAUCGUCCCCGAGACCUUCUACCCUCCGGUUCGACGGCCUGUGCUGCCCCCGACUCGGGACAAUAACGGGGACGUGAGAGACUUCAUCAACCAGAGGCUCCAGGACAACGACAGCGACCCGACGGCGCCGCCUUACGACUCCCUGGCCACCUACGCCUACGAGGGGAACGGCUCCGUGGCCGAGUCCCUCAGCUCACUCGAGUCGGUGACCACCGAGGGCGACCAGGACUACAACUACCUGAGCGAGUGGGGACCGCGGUUUAAGAAACUGGCAGACAUGUACGGGGGCGACGACAGCGACAGGGAUUCCUAACGAGAGCCUGGCACACAGACGGGGAGUGAAAUGUGAAACGAAGACAACACAUGUUUAGAGACUUUCGGGGGGCGAUUCUGGCGCACGUGCGGCGAGAGGAAUGGCGAAAAAGACUGAGAAACGAGCGCCGCUUGUCCGAGCGCUCUUUCAACCGCCAUCGAUGACCAUUCAAAGUUGCCCCUCCGGUGACCAGACGUAGGCUUUGUGUGUCCAGUCAGUGUUAGUUGCGUUUUCUUGCGAGGGUGCAGUGAAAAGAGACUUUGUGUCAAGACUUUUUUUUUGUGUGUGUGUGUGUAUACGGGCCGUACAAGAGGCCCAAAUAUAUCUAUACCGAUAUUUUCUUUUCUUUUCGGUUCGUUUUUUCCAAAGCUGCGUGUGAUGGACACGUUCAACAAGCAGUUUUGUAAACCAACAGAUAUGCCUAUGUAUUUUUCAGUGUUUCUGGGACAAAAACAUGCUGCAUAUUGUGAGUUCUAUCUUAGCUUGUGUACGUACGGUAAUAUGAUACAAUACGCUGUACAGUUAUUUUGGUUUUCUGGGGAUUUUUCGAAGGAUCCCUUUCCUUUCAGCGACGGCUGCCUCAACAUUAGCCACUUCGCCACAGUUGAGCUUGAGCCAGAAAAAAAACGUCGGCAUCAACAUCUCAGAUGAGAAAUCUCGAUAAAGAUUUAAUUUCAGAAGUUGUGCUAACGUUCUUCAAAGCUUACACACAGCUGUGGUGAAGGAAUGUGGAUUUUAACGGCCACAACAAAACACCCCACUCUGUCAUUUUUACAGUAUCUGAUGUUCAUCUCCACACAGCUGCAAGGUGAGCCGAAAUACCAAAUAUUUCUUUAUUGAGCUGAAUGUCUUCAGAACCAUUUUUCUCUCGAAGUUACACAGACUGUCAUUUCUUUCCUUUUUCUUUAUGUCGCAUUAAUAAAAAUCACCAGUCUAAAGUGCACCAAGCUGAGUUAGGAGGAAAAUACUGGUCCCGUCGGGGCUUUUGCACUCAUCUCGAACACGGAAACGUGUAAAUGUUUCACUCUGUACAGCGAGUCACAUGAACUCCCCGGUCCCUGGAAGGGACGCCACCGAGCCUGAAACUACAGCAUCGAAUUAGAUUAAACAUCUCGUGGACGGUCGCAAUUAAAAUUUAUCACGUGAUUUUUAUUUCCUCGCCUUUUACAGUAAAUGAUUCAUUUGAUCUGUCCGGGCGAUGGAGAAAAAAACGAGAAAAGAAGCAUUUCAAUCAACGUACCAAGUCGGAACGAUGAUAUUUCUAUUGGAAAAUUAUACACGCGCGUUUAAAUAUGUCCAUCUACAAAUCUUUUACACUUCACGUGACAAAGUAUCGGAGUCUGUAUGAAUCAAAAGAGUUGCCUUAAGUUAGAGAAUGAAAUCGACGCACUGGGAAGUGGAAGGCUGGAUUUUCUUGGUUUUGGGGUGACAAUAAUAUAUAAUUAAAUAUAUAUAAUACAUGUUUUUCUUUCUUUGAGGAUAAAUUAAACACUUACAUGAUCAAUCAUCCUGCACAGUCGAAUGUAUAUUAAUGUAUCAUAGCAGUUCAGCCAUGGAAAUGUGCCAAAAAGCGAAGGACACCAGUAUUUUCCUUUAAAAACCCAACAACGUCUGUACUCCGUUCCGUUCCAAGUGUUCAGGCUUUAACGUGACACAUGUCCCGAGGGACGACCGCCCUUUUUUUUUUCCAUAUAGGGGCUCAUCAAAGGGGGCAUCUGACCUUUGAGUGGUACGGAAUAAGGUUCUUAAACCCGGAGGUGUGUCCUCGACUCAGAGAUAAGGUCAAAUCUCAGCGUAGACGACGAGUCCUGGGUUUUAAUGCGAUUUAGAAAACAAAAAAGCAAUAUUGUCAAAUUACUUUGAGACCUUCCGACUAUGAAUAAACAGUUCUGGAACAAAGACGACUGCAAGGACAGAAUGAUAUCAUCAAGAGAUAUAA
Larimichthys crocea (large yellow croaker) is the source of this 4807-nucleotide messenger RNA. RefSeq names its product cadherin-6. The record is from RefSeq and is a predicted model, not a curated record. Gene Ontology annotation, cellular component: catenin complex; adherens junction; plasma membrane. The transcript is spliced from 12 exons. Gene Ontology annotation, molecular function: beta-catenin binding; cadherin binding; calcium ion binding. Gene Ontology annotation, biological process: homophilic cell-cell adhesion; cell-cell junction assembly; cell morphogenesis. NCBI's taxonomy places the organism in Eukaryota, Metazoa, Chordata, Actinopteri, Sciaenidae. The coding region runs from base 481 to 2868 and encodes 795 amino acids.